Molecule: messenger RNA, 729 nt
Organism: Klebsormidium nitens
Lineage: Eukaryota; Viridiplantae; Streptophyta; Klebsormidiophyceae; Klebsormidiales; Klebsormidiaceae
Source: the annotation of a GenBank genome assembly
AUGUGCCUGAUUAACAUUCAAGAAAAGCAGGCCCUGUUCGACCUGGAGGCGACCAACCAGGAGCUGAAGGCCGACCUGAAGGACCUGUACAUCAACACCGCGCGCGAGAUCGACAUCACGAGCCAGCGCAAGGCCAUCAUCAUCCACGUGCCCUACCGCCUCCUCAAGGCCUACCACAAGAUCCACGCCAGGCUCGUACGGGAGCUGGAGAAGAAGUUCAGCGGCAAGGAUGUUGUGUUGGUGGGCACCCGGCGAAUCAUGAAACCCCCGAAGAAGGGCUCCUCCGCGACGCGCCCCCGCAGCCGCACCCUGACGUCCGUCCACGAACAGAUCCUGGAGGACCUGGUCUACCCCACCGAGAUCGUCGGCAAGCGGAUCCGAUACCGCCUAGACGGCACCCGCCUCCUCAAGGUCUACUUGGACCCCAAGGAGCGGAACACGACGGAGUACAAACUAGAGACUUUCGGGGGGGUGUACAAGAAGCUUACUGGAAAGGAGGUUACCUUUGAGUACCCCCCUGAGCAGCAGCAAUCCACUGUUGCCUAGGUCGUUGCGCAUCUUUGCUGGAACAGUUUUCGACCUGGAUUCUUGCCGGGUGUUUGAGUCAUGUGGAUUUAAAGCCGGUGCUCUUCUUCGAUGUCAUUGCAUCUGCGGUUGGAUGUUGGGCGCGGCAAGUAGACCGGAUGAGGCCGGGCUCUGGGGCGGAAUUAAGCUACUUCUUCCUAUGCC